This is a messenger RNA of Aspergillus fumigatus Af293, 759 nucleotides long. The record is from RefSeq and is a predicted model, not a curated record. NCBI's taxonomy places the organism in Eukaryota, Fungi, Ascomycota, Eurotiomycetes, Eurotiales, Aspergillaceae.
AUGCUCAUGCAGAAUCGCGACACAGCGAAAUCAUCAGAUACGCCAGAACAGCUCAUGGGCAAUUUAAUCUACUUCCGCGCUCAGUCGCUGCCACAUCUACUAGCGCUUCUGCUCCACCCACCACAAGGAUUUCCGCCCGAAAACACCAAGCUUCUGGUGGUCGACCCUGUGUCAGGGCCGUUUCCUUCUUACUUUCUGAGUCCGUCCGAGUUAAAAUCCCGUCUGGCGCAGGCGAAGAUCACAGACAAGUCCCAGAUCCACUGGCUCAUGAACCGAAGAUGGAAUGUCACAAGCGAGCUGGCGAAUCAGCUGAUGAAGCUGGCGGCUUCAAGACGAAUGGCCGUGCUUAUCAUCAACCAAACACACACAAAGAUUAAAGGGCUGCCACGUGCUACCCUCAGCCCGCUGCUUGCGGGUGGCGCAUGGGAGAAUACCGUGCACACCCGCAUCGUCCUGUAUCGCGAUCUCCCGGCCGUUGACGAGGAAGAGUCAGAGAUGGCUUCAAGGAGCCUCCGCUACGCAGAGGUAUUGAAGAGAGAUGGCAAAGCCUUGACAGACUCUCUACGUGGGACCGACACGACUCAGCCGUCUCGCACUGUUCCACAGCAGCCUGUUGAGGAGACUUUCCCUGCUGGUGGGCGGAAGCGGAAAGUGGACGAGAUCGCGGACAGUCAGGAUGAGGGCGAUUCCGACGAGGACUUUGGAUGGGUUGAUGGCGACGAUGCUGGGUUGGUGGAAGGGCCUGCUGACGACUUAUGA